Molecule: messenger RNA, 5123 nt
Organism: Alosa alosa (allis shad)
Lineage: Eukaryota; Metazoa; Chordata; Actinopteri; Clupeiformes; Clupeidae
Gene: osbpl1a
Product: oxysterol binding protein-like 1A
Exons: 29
Coding region: 664-3597 (977 amino acids)
Cellular component (GO): intracellular membrane-bounded organelle; membrane; cytosol
Molecular function (GO): cholesterol binding; protein binding
Source: RefSeq, a predicted model, not a curated record
UUGUUUUCGUGUUUCCAAAAUUUCCGAAUAUUUGAUAUUAAAAAUGGGCUCUAUCUUCUUAUUGCAACUUAUCGUGCUAGCCAGAUGGAUUUGCAGUGUUGUUUACAUGAAUGAAACAUAAUUCAUCACAAUUUUUAAACAGGUUGAGUGUGGGAGCAAUGAUCAUAACUUUCAGUCAGCUAUCACUAUGAUCUCAUUUAUGUUGGUUUAUAACAAGUUGACUUCGUGCCGUGUUUGAUCUGAAUUCUGAGUUGUGUUCUUAUUGCAGCUUGCCGCCCAGCCUUAGCUUGUGGUGGAAAUAUGCGCGUGCACGAAGAUAAAUCCACUGGACAGUUUUCUGAGUAGCCUAUGUAGCCUAGACUUUUUGGCUGAUUAAUAAAAUCGCCGCUCCUGGAUAACACGUCUGGACCAUUACUCGGGGCCACGUUUGGAAUGUGGCUUUGGUGAUUGCGAAACAUGUUUUAGAGUGGCUGUCCACUUUUCAAUAAACAGGAACAGAGGCUUAAUACAUCACAUGCUGACUCAAGAGGAGGGAGCAAGUUCUCGCUCCAUUCUCCAGACUACACUGCGAAGAGAGCUUGUCCAUCGACUCAACGUUUCCGAAAAUUGAAACAUGAACUGAGCACUUCGUAUCUGUCAGUGGCAUGCUGUUGUGAAUGAGCGAUGGAGGAGGUGGACCCAGAGGAGCAGUUCCUCCGAGAUGCCAGGAAUGGGAACCUGCAAGGCAUCCAGAGACUCCUCAUGUCCAAGAUCAAGGAGGAGACCAAGCUUGACAUCAACUGCAAAGGGAAGAGCAAGUCAAACCUGGGCUGGACACCUCUCCAUCUGGCCUGCUACUUUGGACACAAAGAUGUGGUGGAGGAACUGUUGAAGGCGGGAGCUGAAGUAAAUUUGCCCAACAAUGUUGGAGACACCUCUCUUCACAAAGCCGCCUUUACUGGGAGGAAGGAGGUGGUGAUGUUACUGUUGAAGUACAACGCUUGUCCGACUACCAUCAAUGGGACUGCUCAGAUUCCCAAAGACGUCACCCAGAAUGAGGAGAUCAAAAGCAUGUUGGAAGCUGCUGAGAGGACAGAGGAGAGAAAACUGGAAGAGCAGCUCUUGGAGUCAGCGAGAGAAGGGACUGUGUCUAAGCUAACCCAACUGUUGAAUAGGAAGAAGCCACCUGACAUUAAUUGCACAGACUUGCUUGGGAACACGCCUCUGCACUGUGCGGCUUACCGAGGGCAAAAGCAGUGUGCCCUGAGACUCUUGCAGAGUGGAGCCAACCCCAACAUCAAGAACAAAAAUGAUCAAACCGUGUUUGACCUUGUCAGUGAUCAAGAGAUGAGACAGGUCUUGGAGGGCACCAUGAAAAAAAGCAUGACCCGACAUGUUCAAAUGUUUGAAGGGCCUCUUUUAAAGAGCUCCCGUUUCUUUGGGUGGCGUGCCUAUUGGGUCGUUCUUCAGGAUGGAGUGUUGUCAUGGUACCCCAAACAGUCAGAUGCAACAACCUCAAGCAAUAGGCAAGGCUGCAAGCCCUUAACACAAGCCAAUUGCAUGAUCAAAGCCAAGGAUAACUGUCAUUUUACGGUGAAGUGUUUCGAUGACAGUCUCCAUCAUUUCAAAGUGCUGCCAAAGCACGACCCAGAAGCAACCAGAAAACGAUGGCUGGACGCCUUGGAGGAGCAUUCGGCCUUCAGCACACACUACCACACCCAGGAGCAGGCCAGUGAGGAGGAGGAAGAGGCCGAGGUCAUGUCCCUGAGCGAACUCACCGACUCGUUGCAGAGAGCUGAGACAUACCAUAAGAGGCUGGAGACAGAAGUAUUAUCCUUCCUCUCUAUGGUGAAAGACAACGGACUGGCUGAAAGGCUUCCUGUUGGCAUGGUGCAGAAAGUGCGGGACAUGUGCGAGCUUUCCAACGACACGUGUUCCUCUCUGCGUCAGUGUGUCAAUCUGUUCUCCAAACAGGAAGGGGCGCGGAGCCAGAGGCUGGAACAGGAAGUGGAGAAGAACAAGAUCCUAUCGGAGGCUCUGCAGACUCUGGCCACCGAGCACCAUGAGCUGGAACAGUCCGUGGUCAAGGGCUCGUCACAGCGCGGCGCCCUCAGUGAAGACGAGUUCUACGAUGCCCUCUCUGACUCCGAGUCCGAGUGCUCGCUGAGCGGCUUCGAGACGCUGGCCAGCCACUCUGUCGACGAGGACGAGAUCAACAGCGAGGAAGAGGACGAAAGCUCAGAGCUCUUCCGCAGCACACGCAGCCGCCCGGUCACCAGGAUGUCGCAGGAGGAUCGCCGCGGCGAUGAGGAGGACGAGGAGGCAAGGCCCAAUGGCGUGAGGAGGCAUAGGUCGACUUUGCCAGCACCCAUGUUCUCCAGAAAUGACUUCAGCAUCUGGAGUAUUCUUCGAAAAUGCAUUGGAAUGGAGCUGUCUAAGAUCACCAUGCCUGUCAUCUUUAAUGAACCCCUCAGCUUCCUUCAGAGGCUAUCUGAGUACAUGGAGCAUACGUACCUCAUCCACCAGGCCAACACCUCCACGGACUCCAUCGAGAGGAUGAGGUGUGUGGCAGCGUUCGCUGUGUCUGCGGUCGCUUCUCAGUGGGAGAGGACGGGGAAGCCAUUCAACCCCUUGCUGGGGGAGACCUACGAGCUUGUCAGAGAGGACCUGGGCUUCAGAUUGAUGUCGGAGCAAGUGAGCCACCACCCUCCAGUGAGUGCCUUCCAUGCUGAGGGGCUCCAGAAAGACUUUGUGUUCCACGGCUCCAUCUACCCCAAGCUCAAGUUCUGGGGAAAGAGUGUGGAGGCUGAGCCCAAAGGCGCCAUCACCCUAGAGCUUCCUAAACAUAAUGAAGCUUACACCUGGACUAAUCCUACGUGUUGUGUACACAACAUCAUUGUUGGUCAACUGUGGAUCGAGCAGUAUGGUAAUAUGGAGAUAAUAAACCAUCAAACUGGGGAAAGAUGCCAUCUAAAUUUCAAACCUUGUGGGCUCUUUGGCAAAGAGUUGCACAAAGUUGAAGGCUACAUCCUUGACAAAAGUAAAAAGAAGCUGUGCAUGCUGUAUGGCAAGUGGACAGAGUGUUUGUACACAGUGGACCCCGCAACAUUUGAGGCCCAAAAGACCAAUGACAAGAAGGCGGCAGAGGAAAAGAGCAAUAAAUCGGGUGCGGGCGGUGAGUCGGAUGCCAGUCCGUUACCUGAGAGCGACACCGUGGCGGCGAUCCCUGGCAGCCAGCUACUGUGGAGGAUAGCGCCCCGGCCACCGAACUCAGCACAGAUGUACAGCUUUACCAUGUUUGCCAUGCAGCUGAACGAGUUGGAUAAGGAGAUUGAGGAAGUAAUCCCCAAGACCGACUGCAGACUGAGACCAGACAUUCGGGCCAUGGAAAAUGGAGACAUCGACUUGGCAAGUGAGGAGAAGAAGCGGUUGGAGGAGAAGCAGAGAGCAGCACGUAAGAAACGCUCCCAGACAAACGAGGAAUGGAAGACUAAAAGCCCUGCCCUCGGCCCCAGAUGGUUUCACCAGGGUCCGAACCCCCAUAACGGAGCUCAGGACUGGAUCUUCUCCAGUGGCUACUGGGACAGGAACUACAGCCAGCUGCCUGAUAUUUACUAACAAACUCGACAAACACAAAUUUUCUGUCUUUUUUUGUAGGUGGUUAUCUAUGCAUGCUAGACACAGCUAUUUUUACAUGCCUAAUAACAUUCCAAAACUGUUAAUGCUGCUGUCCAUCAGUGUUGCACUGCUGUGAAUGGAGAUGACCGCAGCAUUGUGAAAGCAAUACUUCUAGAUUUAACUUUUUAUCCGGCUAUAAUGUAGCUGUAGGUGUUUUCUUCCCCCUAUGUUUAAACUGUUUUGUUUUCCUUUAGCCUUGUUUUUUUUUUUAAGGGAUAUGACAAUGAUGAGGAUUGUGAAAAAAAAUGUAUCCAAGGGCCCUGUUGUUACAAGAUCAUAUUUAAAUGUACUGUACUUGAAUUCGAGCAAAAUUAUUACAGCAAAUGAGUAUUAUAUUCAGCAGUGCUCUUCCAGCUUGUGGCAAGUGAGCAGAUUUAAUGUCAUCGUCAGAGUAUUGGUUUUAUUUGGGACUUCAGUCAACAACCAGAGAGUUGAUCUUGAGCUGUGAUUCUUUCUCAGUGCUACAGCUCUAUGCUCCUUUUUUACUUGUGAAAAGCAAACAGUAUAUACAACCUGACCUGUAGGUCUAUGAUCUAAUGUGCUGAGCUGAUCCUGGCUAGGUUGUGGGAUGGUGUCAGUGUCUGUUGUUGAAGCUGCUUUUCAUUUUAUGAGUCUGACACCACCAUGUGGCCAGACGUGUGCUGUUGGAUAUGUGCGGGCAUAUUGAACUCUUCAUACAUGGUUUCACAAAUGUUUAGAUAUGUCAGACUUUUCUUUGUUUUGGUGUUCCUUGGUCUGCUUUUCUACUGCUGUGUUCAUGUAUUUCUGUAAUUUCACCAGCCAUAUUUGUGGACGCUGGACACCACCAUUCUUCUAUGAAUGUCAGUUGCAUCAAGGUGGUGAUUACCCUUAGAUAUGGUCAUCUCAAUUACUUGCACUGCGGAUCUGUAGAUUUGCCUUACCUUGGCCCUUAAAUUACCGAUUACGCAAAUUACAAUAAAGGGCCCAGUAUUUCAAACUAGAGGUCACAUUUUUGCUAAAGCUGUUGCUAAGUGAAAUAAGUCAUGUUACUUUACUUUGUAAAAAGUGUGAAAAUGUGAGUCUGUUAUUACUAACCUCGGGAGGUAGUCAGUACUUUUUUUUUGUCAUUUCUGUACAUUAAGUGCAUCUGUGUGCUGUGUGUUGUGCAGCCUGGACAUGACAUGAGUGUAUGUUUGUAAUGAAGAGAGUAUGAGUGGAAAUUGCUAUAACCAAGUGACCUUCUGAACGAAUGUAAGAAAAAGUGUUAGAUAUCAAUAACUCUUGUUUGGAUAAUGUCUUGCUUUUUAACCAUAAAAAGUACAAAACACCAAUGAUCUGCUGAUAUAAAUAAUGUUACUGAUGACCCAUGAAUAUGUUUACUUUAUGUAUAGAUAUAUUUGGGAGAUGUCUUAGAUGUGUGAGGUCUUAUCUAUGUAUUUGUUUGGCAAGUUUGUGAAUAUGGACUGUCUUCAUAUACAAGUCACUAAAUAAAUCAUUUAACAAUU